AUGCCAUGUGCUCAAUUCCAAGGGCAGGAAAGCUGGGUGGAGGAUCCUGGCUCCAUGCAAAUGGGCAGUGAGCGGUUUGCCCCCUGAGCCACACUGCACACAGCCUGCAUAACUGCCAUUGAUGGUGAACUGAGCCUUCAUGGAGCCUCCUCUGCCAUCCCCGACUGGGGGAGCAUGCUCAGCCACCCAAGCGGUCAUGGUGCUCUGGACCCUGCCUCUCCCCCUACUUGACCACACUGGGAUUUUGGACAAUUCCAGACCAACUAAAGUCCUUGUCCAAGGUCCUCCAGACCAUGAGCUGCUAGGCUGGGGCUCAAAUCCUGCCCAGGCCUGGCUGCUGCCUGCGGGGCCUCUUCAGAGGCAAGGCCCGGAGCAGGAAGCCUGACUGUCCCUUGCCUCUUAGCUGUGAGUCAAGAGCCACCUUGUUCGGCCCCACCUUUGCCCUUUACCCUGGCCCCGAGCUCCAUGCUGCACCUGUUGCCAUCCCAGGCCCUGAUGCCAGCUCUGCUCUGGCACAUCUUGCUCAGUGGGGCACAUGCCCAGGAAAAGGAUUAUCACCUCAAGGCCUCUAGAUAACAGCCUGGUGCCUGGGCCACGGAAGGAGCUACUGGUACACAGGGGUAUAAAGGGGAACUCUCCACGCUUGCAACCUCCACCUCUUGACUGCAGCGCCAUGACCUUCCUCUGGCUCCUCUCCUGCUGCGCCCUCCUGGGCACGGCCUUUGGCUGCGGGGUCCCCGCCAUCCCGCCGGUGCUGAGCGGCCUGUCUAGGAUCGUCAAUGGGGAGGACGCUGUCCCCGGCUCCUGGCCCUGGCAGGUGUCCCUGCAGGACAGCACCGGCUUCCACUUCUGCGGGGGGUCCCUCAUCAGUGAGGACUGGGUCGUCACCGCCGCCCACUGCGGGGUCACAACCUCCGAUGUGGUUGUGGCUGGCGAGUUUGACCAGGGCUCAGACGCCGAGAGCAUCCAGGUGAUAAACAUUGCGAAGGUUUUCAAGAACCCCAGGUACAGCUGGUUCAUAAACAGCAACGACAUCACCCUACUGAAGCUGGCCACGCCCGCGCGCUUCUCCGAGACCGUGUCCGCCGUGUGCCUGCCCAGCGCCUCCGACGACUUCCCGGCCGGGACACUGUGCGUCACCACCGGCUGGGGCCUGACCAAGUACACCGACGCCAACACCCCCGACAGGCUGCAGCAGGCGGCCCUGCCCCUGCUGUCCAACGCUGCCUGCAGGAGGUACUGGGGCUUCAGGAUCACCAAAAGCAUGAUCUGCGCCGGCGCCAGCGGCGUCUCCUCCUGCAUGGGCGACUCUGGCGGCCCCCUGGUCUGCCAGAAGGAUGGAGUCUGGACCCUGGUGGGCAUCGUGUCCUGGGGCAGCAGCACCUGCUCCACCUCCAGCCCCGGCGUGUACGCCCGUGUCACUCAGCUCGUCUCCUGGGUGCAUCAGAUCGUGGCUGCCAACUGAGCCCCUGGCCUCACCCCGGCCUCCCU
Sus scrofa (pig) is the source of this 1491-nucleotide messenger RNA. It is a transcript of the gene CTRA, whose product is annotated as chymotrypsinogen 2. NCBI's taxonomy places the organism in Eukaryota, Metazoa, Chordata, Mammalia, Artiodactyla, Suidae. Gene Ontology annotation, molecular function: serine-type endopeptidase activity. Gene Ontology annotation, biological process: proteolysis. The record is from RefSeq and is a predicted model, not a curated record.